AUGGACGCGGUGACUGUGUACCACGGCAAAAUCAGCCGGGAGACGGGGGAGAAACUCCUGCUCGCCACCGGGCUGGAUGGCAGCUAUUUGCUGAGGGACAGCGAGAGCGUCCCGGGCGUGUACUGUCUGUGUGUGCUGUAUCAAGGUUACAUUUAUACAUACCGAGUGUCCCAGACAGAAACAGGUUCUUGGAGUGCUGAGACAGCACCUGGGGUACAUAAAAGAUUUUUCCGGAAAAUAAAAAAUCUCAUUUCAGCAUUUCAGAAGCCAGAUCAAGGUAUUGUAAUACCUUUGCAGUAUCCAGUUGAGAAGAAGUCCUCAGCUAGAAGUACACAAGGUGCUACAGGAAGAAGAGAAGAUCCUGAUGUCUUCCUGAAAACACCAUGA
Sus scrofa (pig) is the source of this 387-nucleotide messenger RNA. It is a transcript of the gene SH2D1A, whose product is annotated as SH2 domain containing 1A. Gene Ontology annotation, cellular component: cytoplasm; cytosol. Lineage: Eukaryota; Metazoa; Chordata; Mammalia; Artiodactyla; Suidae. Gene Ontology annotation, biological process: negative regulation of neutrophil differentiation; regulation of immune response; cell-cell signaling. The record is from RefSeq and is marked provisional.